Diabrotica virgifera virgifera (western corn rootworm) is the source of this 3441-nucleotide messenger RNA. Its product is annotated as Krueppel-like factor 5. The coding region runs from base 552 to 1265 and encodes 237 amino acids. The record is from RefSeq and is a predicted model, not a curated record. NCBI's taxonomy places the organism in Eukaryota, Metazoa, Arthropoda, Insecta, Coleoptera, Chrysomelidae. The transcript has 7 exons. Gene Ontology annotation, biological process: regulation of transcription by RNA polymerase II. Gene Ontology annotation, molecular function: DNA-binding transcription factor activity, RNA polymerase II-specific; RNA polymerase II cis-regulatory region sequence-specific DNA binding.
UGUGUGAGCUGGGUGGGGACGCAUAUCAAGCUUAGCUCGCAAACAAGUGGGGCUGCGAGUUGUGCACUAUGCCCCAACCACAUCCAAAACAAAUCAAGACUGUCAGUUGUUUUGUUAUCGUCGCGCGGCGUGUUCAGCGACCGGUCAUGUGGCAUCUGACCAUGCCACGGCGAUAGUCUGCUGUUUUUUGACUAUGGAUUAGGAAGCAUUUUCAGACUUUUUUUCUUUUUAGUUGUUUUUUUAUGCCAGUUAUUGAGCCAGUUUUAGAAUUAGUUUUAUUUUUCGUUUUUGGAUUAUUACCGCACGUUUGAAGAUUAUCUCUAAGAACCGCUUCGACAAGAUUCUACGUUCAGAUAGAAACUACAUGGAAGCAUCGACAACUUAAUUCGAGAUUGCUCUGUAAAUAGUAGAAUUCUAACAGAGAUUGAAAAUUUUGAUAAAAGUAUCAUCUAUUUGUGCGGUGCGUCUGAUAAGAACGGUCGAAAACUUUAGAAAUAGUCACACGUGGACUGUUGUUUUCUUUCUGAUAAGAAGAAGAUAGAGAUAUUUUCAUGGUUUUCAUGGACGAAUGUCGGUCGGACCUCAACAGGUGCAUAUGGGCUCCGAGACCGGGAGUGCCUUUAUCACCAACAGCCCCAGAGGCGGAAGGGCCCCCUGUUCAGAUGGAGCCUGUAGAUCUUAGUAUUAAAACACCAGUAGUUCUACAAGUUCCUAAGUUUCCUCAGCGAUUAAAAAAUCCCGCACCUGCUCCAAAACAACAACAACCACCUGAUAUUCCUAAAUGCAAUGUGAUAAACCAACAAGACAUCAGACUAAGUUUGACAGAUCCAAGUCGAUAUUUAACAUCAACAGCAACACUUCUAGCCUACCAGAGGAUAAAGGAUGCCGCUUUAUCAUUUACGAGACCUUCAACUACGGAACCAUCAUUACCUAGCAAAUCUAGUACAAUUCCAGUCAACAAGGAUUUUGAAGACAACAAAACGCCAGACAUAACAAUAAGAAGAAGAAAGAUUCACCGGUGUGACGUAGCAGGUUGUCAUAAAGUUUACACGAAGAGUUCACACCUUAAAGCACACAAGAGGACUCAUACAGGAGAGAAACCAUAUCAGUGUUCAUGGGAGGGUUGCACUUGGAAAUUCGCCAGAUCCGACGAACUGACCAGGCACUACAGGAAGCACACGGGCCAGAAACCGUUCAGCUGCAACUUGUGUCAAAGAUCUUUCAGCAGGUCCGAUCAUCUGUCCUUGCACAUGAAAAGACACUAACGGAGAUUUCCUAAACUCAUUGUGUAGAAUAAUUGUUUAGCUAAUUUCUUUCAACGUUCAAAUUCUUUUUCACAGUUGGCUUUUCGUAACAAGAAGGUGAUUCAGUAUGUGGUAAGUAUGUAGAAGAAGUAUGUGUCGCGUUUAAAGAACAACACUUGUGUAUAUCACUAAGUGCGUAGCAUGUAUUUAAAUAGAGACAAAAAAAUAUCAUUCGCUAAACUAUUUUCCAAAAAAAUAGUACCGAUAACAAAAAUUAUAUUAAUUUUUUGAAGCGAAUCUUUUAUAGUGACGUUGUAUUAAUUUUUAUGUAUAGGAAAACGAAAAAUCGUCGUGACACUUAAGAUAGAUGGAGUCAAUUUACUCAACAAGAGGAGUCCGUUAUACAAAUGUAAACAUUUCAUUUAAUUAUAAAACAAUUUUUUUUAUUAAUAUUUAAUAAUUUUUACGCUUUAUUUUUAUACUGAAUUGUUAUGAAAUAGUGGUUGGUAGAAUGUAAAGAUAAUCAAUUUUGUUAAUUAAUAUUAUGCAUUGAAUUAUGACAGCGUCUGUGCGAGGCUGUCAAUUGUUGUAGUAAGUUUCAAACAUCUUCUUCUUCUUUUAGUUUCAUGGCCUCCACCUCUUAGGUACUUGGCCAGUCCUCGUAUUUAGACUGUAAUUGGAAGGGAAUCCUCUUUUCAAAGGGUCUGGAUUUUCCAUAUUCCAUUCUUUAAAUUCAUUGUAAUAUGAUUUUCAAAUAACUAUUUUAUAUUUUAAUUUGAAAUAUUGUUAAAAAUUGAUUGAUCUUUCUUAAGGUUUGGUCAUUAAUAUUAUGUAGGAGAUUUUGUAUUGAAAUGGCGGUUGGACUUCCUAUAUUAACAAGUUCCUGGGCAUUCAAGUAACAUAUAUGAAUUAUACUUCCUAUUUGUCCACGUUCACAAAAAGGAGUAUCACUACAAUUGAUUUUAAACAAAUGGUCUGGUGUGAGGGAAUAGCCCAAAUUAUUAGAAUAGCAUUCUAAUAAUUGAUGUCAAGUGCCUUCGAUCCACAAAUGUGAAUUUGUGGAAGCAAGGGUUUAUAGAAAAAUCACUUUGGCAUUGUUGAUACCGUUUGCCUUUAGUUUUAAACUGUUUUGUCCAUUCAACUUUAAACUCAUUUACAAUUUUUUGUUUAAUAAAAGGCAAAAAGUCAAAUUUAUCUAUUUUAAUGUCUGCAGGAACAUUUAAAGUCUUGCCUAUAUUUGCCAAUUUAUCAGCCUCUGUAUUCCCCUUUACUCCAGUAUGGCCUGGAAUCCAAGCUAAGAUUAUAUUAAAUCCUGCUUCCAUUGACUCAAUAAUGAGUAUUUUAGUUAGGUUUACAAUAUGGUGUUUGUCCCUCAGGUGAUGUUAUGUAAUUUUUGGAUAGCACUUUUAGCAUCUGAAAAAAUUAUUGCUUCUUUAAUAUUUUUUUCAAUACAAACAGAUACUGUCUUGUUAAUUGCAAUAAUUUCUGCAAUGCAUAUUUGAGUGUGCUCGUGUAAUCUGGAUGCAUAGUUAUAUUAUAAUUGAUUGAAGGUAUGUGUACUCCAAAACGUACUGUCCUCGACUCGGGAUCUAAAGAACCAUCUGUAAAUACCCAUGAAUAAUUUCCAUAUGUAGCUGAAAAUUCGUUAAGAAAUUCCUGUUGAGUAUAGGUUUCCUUUUUUUUGUGGGUUGAGAAACUUGUCUGAAUUGUUCCCGUAAGAUAAUUCAGUUCGAUCUAAAAGCGGGAUUUAAUGUUCUCUUUAUUUAGAUUAACGAGGUAUUUGUCAAAGUUAUUUUUAAUUUCAAAUGAACUCUGACAGGAUGUCGUUCAGUCAGUGGAUUUUUCAGAUCAGCUAGGAUUUUCAGAUAGAAUUUAGCGCAAAGUAAUUUUCUUCUUGCAUCUAAUGAAAUUUCUCCACUUUCUGCUAACAAAGCAUUAGUGGGGGUAGAUCUCAUACAGCCCGUGAUGAUUCGUAAAGCUUUAAACUGAAUUUUAUCUAAUAUUAAGAGUGUGGACUUAGUACAGGGUUUUAAUAUUGCACAUGAAUAAUCCGAAUGGGGUCUUACGAUUCCUUUAUAAAUUAAUGAGAGUGUAUGGAGGUUUGCUCCCCAACAGGUUCCACAUAUUGCCCUCAUUGUCAGGCGCGGAUCCAAGGGGGGUCAAUGGAGUUAAUUGCCCCCUCCUUGAGACCUCGCCU